Messenger RNA from Somion occarium, 1472 nucleotides. The record is from the annotation of a GenBank genome assembly. Lineage: Eukaryota; Fungi; Basidiomycota; Agaricomycetes; Polyporales; Cerrenaceae.
CUUUCUGCCUAUGCCAAAAGCAUUCUCAAUGCGUAUGGACCUGACGGAGGAAACAUGGAGGUCAGGUAGGUAACAGCUAUGCAACACUCAACUGGAAUUCGUACCGUACAAACUGUAAAACAAAAUACUGCAAGGAGCGUAGUAAGUGUCGAGGAUCUCUUAUUUUGAGAUGUCGGACACCCGGUUCCUCGUAGGAAAGAAAUCUUGCUUUCCGAAGGUGUUUAAGACUUCGCAGACUUCGCCAAUUAGUUCUGGAGGAAGAUUUGAAAGCGAGGCUCGACCUGACUCUGACGAGCGCAGUGCCAUGUGUAUGCCUGAUGCGCUAGAAGGGUUGGUUUACAACUUAAACUUUGGCAACUGGGCCAACAGCCUGAGGGGCCAGCGACGCCGACACUCGUCUGCGAAAUCGAUCGAGAUCUAGUGAUCGACAGGUGGCAAGGGCCGAGAUUUAGUGGGUGAUGGUGGUGUUCCAAAUGAAUAUUGCAAGUAUCAACUCACGAAACAUGUACGUGGCUUCUAGGAUAACUUCAUCAGCCUCGCCAAACAAGGAAUGCAAGCCUACGCAGAGCAUUCCAACCGUAUGUCUGAGUAUUCGCUCAGUUUCUCUGAGAUCUGAAGAUCAGUCUUUUUUAUUAGCUGAUCUCACCAAGACUGGUGGUCAAGAAUAUAAUUCUCCCCACCAUUCACAACAAGGCAACAACAGCGGAAAUCGUCCCAACAUCGAUGACGAUGAGGUUGUCAAUACUGCUUCUCGUGAGGGCUCCGGAGACAGUUCGUUGUUCUCCCAAGCUCUCGGAUUCCUCAAGCAGAACAAGGGUGAACACGAGCAGCCGGUCGAUGAGGAUCGUGUCGUUAAUGCUCAUCGUCAGGCCUAUGAGAAAGGAGACGCUUCAGGUCUCUCCGCCGGUUCUCUUGGUAGCGCCGCAGCUCUCCAGGUUUUGAAGCAGUUUACCUCGGGCAAUAAGUCCUCCAGCAGCGGGGGAGGCAGUCAAACUCAACUGAUCAGCCUCGCUAUGGCUGAAGCCACCAAACUGUUUGACAAGUCUGGUGGCACUGCUUCAGGAAACAAGCAGGAUGCUGUCAACGGGGCUGCUAUGACAGUCAUGAAACUCUUGGUCCAAUCCAAGUUCAGCAGCACCACUGGUGGCAGCAACAGCGGCGGAUUGGGUGGAUUGGCGGGCUUGGCUAAUAAGUUCCUCUGAGUGAUGAUACCGCGGGGUAGUGCAAGAGAAAUAUUAGCAAUUGUAUAGUAUUUUACAUUGGACCAUCUGUGCUGUGACGUUGUGUACGUGUUUGGAUUCAUAGUGUUUUUUGUACGGCGAGGACAAUACAUUGGGGCGCUGCUUCCACGUGCAUCUACUUUGAGGGCUUUGUGAAAGUGCGAGGUUGUAUCACCAUCGGGAAGCAUUCGCACGGAGUGGUGUGACAGUGUACGGAAGAAAGGAUUUGACACAAAGCAUGUCGUAGGGUGC